CCAGAAGUAGCCUCUCCAAUCUCCAUCCCUCUACAAAGUUACUUUUCAGAGCCACUCUCUAUCUCUCUCUCAACGUAACGCCCGUCAAUUCUGAUCCUUGGAUCAAUGGAUUUAGAUGAGGGAAUUGAAAUAGCAGAGAGCUCUGCUGGACAAGAGUUGGUUGUACAGGAAAGUGAUUCUAAUGUGCAGGGAAAUGAUUCAAUUGUAGAACCAUAUGAAGGUAUGGAAUUUGAAUCCGAAGAUGCUGCCAAGAUAUUUUAUGAUGAAUAUGCUCGGCGGGUAGGAUUUGUCAUGCGUGUUAUGUCUUGCCGUCGUUCUGAAAGAGAUGGAAGAAUUCUUGCCCGUCGACUUGGUUGUAAUAAGGAGGGUUAUUGUGUUAGCAUCCGUGGCAAAUUUGGAAAUGUUCGAAAACCGCGUCCUAGUACAAGAGAAGGUUGUAAGGCAAUGAUUCAUGUUAAGUUUGAUAAAUCUGGAAAGUGGGUGAUAACAAAGUUUGUCAAGGACCAUAAUCAUCCUCUUGUAGUGGCUCCACGUGAAGCUCGUCAAACAAUGAGUGAAAAGGACAAGAAAAUUCAAGAGCUAAGCAUGGAACUGCGGAAUAAGAAGCGCUUAUGCGCCAUGUAUCAAGAACAGCUAAAUGCAUUCAUAAAAAUUGUUGAAGAACAUAGUGACCGGCUAACCAAGAAAGUUCAAAAGGUUGUAGGAAAUCUUAAAGAAUUCGAGUCUAUAGAGCAGGAGCUUCUACAGCAUAGAUAGUUUCCACUUUUGAAGUACGUAAAUAUUAGACUCCUGAGUUAUUUUGUUGUGCAAAUUCCCCUUCUGCCGUACAUCUAGGCUAGACAUGUUUAGAAUGAAGAAAUUUAGCCAUACUAACUAUAGAUGUAAUUACAGGAUAGUUUCCUGUUUGCUGAUUUGUAAUUGAUGAACACAGUCAAAGCAAGAAAAUGAGAAUCAAGUUGGCUGUUUGUAAUAUCAA
Molecule: messenger RNA, 976 nt
Organism: Manihot esculenta (cassava)
Lineage: Eukaryota; Viridiplantae; Streptophyta; Magnoliopsida; Malpighiales; Euphorbiaceae
Product: protein FAR1-RELATED SEQUENCE 2
Exons: 3
Coding region: 106-756 (216 amino acids)
Source: RefSeq, a predicted model, not a curated record